UGCCUGUCAAUUACUCUCACAUGAUAUCCACACCCUGUUAAAGAUAGUUCUCUCAUUCUACCACAAUAUUAUAGUUUACUCAGAAACAUAGUAUAGCACUUAGGACUUGCGUAGCAACUGAAGCAAACAAUGGCUCAAACCAUGUUGCUCAUGUCCAGUGUCUCAAGUAGCUAUUCUGUGGAUUUGAAGAAAGAUCCUUUGCUCCAUUUGCAGAGUCAGAGAUUAAGGCCUAAAUUCUCUCAGCUCUCAUUCAACCCACUUCCUUCAAACUCUUCCUUGUUUUCAUCUCGCACAUUCACUACUCUGGCUCUCUUCAAAUCAAAGGCCAAAGCCCCUCCUCCCAAGGUUGUGAAGCAAAAGCCAAAAGUUGAAGAUGGUGUGUUUGGCACUUCUGGAGGGAUUGGUUUUACUAAGCAGAAUGAGCUAUUUGUGGGUCGUGUUGCCAUGAUUGGUUUUGCGGCAUCAUUGUUGGGUGAAGCACUUACUGGCAAAGGAAUUCUAGCACAACUGAAUUUGGAAACUGGAAUUCCCAUUUAUGAAGCAGAGCCUCUUCUCCUGUUUUUCAUCCUCUUCACUCUGCUUGGAGCCAUUGGAGCUCUUGGUGACCGUGGUAAGUUUGUUGAUGAUGAAUCUCCUACUGGACUUGACAAGGCUGUUAUUCCUCCAGGGAAAGGCUUGAGAGGAGCUCUUGGUCUCAGUGAAGGAGGUCCUCUAUUUGGUUUCACCAAAUCAAACGAGCUUUUUGUUGGAAGAUUGGCUCAAUUGGGUUUUGCUUUCUCUUUGAUUGGAGAAAUUAUUACUGGGAAGGGAGCUCUAGCACAACUCAACAUUGAGACCGGGAUACCAAUUAAUGAAAUAGAACCCCUAGUGUUGUUCAACGUUGCUUUCUUCUUCAUUGCUGCUUUGAAUCCGGGAACUGGUAAAUUUGUUUCAGAUGACGGGGAAGAUUAGACACUAACCACUUUGUUUAAUUGUACCUUAAGAAUACUUAAAUUUGUUCAUCUAUGAUCAAUGGAUUCAGUUCCUGGUAAAA
Molecule: messenger RNA, 1033 nt
Organism: Lotus japonicus
Lineage: Eukaryota; Viridiplantae; Streptophyta; Magnoliopsida; Fabales; Fabaceae
Product: photosystem II 22 kDa protein, chloroplastic
Exons: 4
Coding region: 130-951 (273 amino acids)
Source: RefSeq, a predicted model, not a curated record